GCCCCUCUUAAAGCGGCCGCGCUCUGCGGGCCCCACCGCCGCCAUGUUGCUCCGCCGCCUCCCCUCAGCCGCUGUCGCGACAGCGCGGGGCCUCGCGACAGCGCCGGGGGCGGGGCGACAGCUCCUCAUGCGGCAGCUGUUCGAGCCCCAGUCGUGCACCUACACGUACCUGCUGGCGGACGGCGCCACCGGCGACGCCGUCAUCAUCGACCCCGUGCUGGACACGGUGCCGCGCGACCUGCGGCUGCUGCGCGAGCUCGGCCUCACCCUGCGCUACGCCGCCAACACGCACUGCCACGCGGAUCACGUGACCGGCUCCGGCGCGCUCCGCCGCGCCCUCGGCUGCGCCAGCGCCAUCUCCAGGGCCAGCGGCGCCAGCGCCGACCUCAGACUGGGGGAGGGGGACGAGCUGCGCUUCGGGAGCUUCGCCCUGAGGGUCGUCCCCACCCCCGGCCACACCCCCGGCUGCGUCACCUUCGUCCUGGACGAUUCCUCCAUGGCCUUCACCGGGGACGCGCUGCUGGUGCGGGGCUGCGGCAGGACCGACUUCCAGCAGGGCUGUGCCCGCACCCUGCACCGCUCCGUUCACGAGCGAAUCUUCACCCUGCCCGAGAGCUGCCGGAUCUACCCCGGGCACGACUACCACGGGCACACCAUGAGCACGGUGGGGGAGGAGCGGCGCCACAACCCCCGGCUGAGGCUGAGCGCCGACGACUUCGUGGCGCUGAUGGAGCGGCUGCGGCUGCCCCGGCCCCGCCUCAUGGACGUCGCCGUUCCCGCCAAUCUCCGCUGUGGGAUCCAGGACGAGCCGUAGCCACGCCCCCUUUUCCCGCCAAAACUCACCUCCACUUCCGGAUUAAAAUCACGUCCACUUCCUGUUUAAAUUAUGUCCACUUCCUGUUUAAAUCGCGUCCAUUUCCGGAUUAAAUCAUGUCGACUUCCUGUUUAA
Catharus ustulatus (Swainson's thrush) is the source of this 949-nucleotide messenger RNA. RefSeq names its product ETHE1 persulfide dioxygenase (gene ETHE1). The record is from RefSeq and is a predicted model, not a curated record. Gene Ontology annotation, molecular function: sulfur dioxygenase activity. The transcript has 7 exons. Bases 44 to 814 code for a protein of 256 amino acids. Gene Ontology annotation, biological process: hydrogen sulfide metabolic process; glutathione metabolic process. Lineage: Eukaryota; Metazoa; Chordata; Aves; Passeriformes; Turdidae.